UCCUCCGCCGCCGCCGCCGCUCCUCCUCCUCUCCGCCGCCGCCGCAGGAACAAAUCCUGACCAUAAUGGCCACCUCCGCCAACGCCAGCGCCUUGCCUUACCUCGUCGCCGCCCCCGCGGCGCGCCGGCGCGGGGGCCACCGGAUCCGGGCUUUGUCGGCGCCGGCGCCGGUGGUGGAGGGGGCGAUGGACGUGGUGUCGGAGGCCGAGCUGCGGGAGAAGGGGUUCAUGGGCCUGCGGAAGACGAAGCUGGUGUGCACGGUGGGGCCCGCGUGCGUGGAGGCGCUCCCGGCGCUGGCGCGCGGCGGGAUGGGCGUGGCGCGGGUCAACCUGUGCCACGGCGGCCGCGAGUGGCACCGGGACGUGAUGCGCGAGGUGCGGCGGCUCAACGAGGAGGAAGGGUUCUGCGUCUCCCUGAUGGUUGACACCGAGGGCUCUCAGCUCCUCGUCGCCGACCACGGCGGCGCCGCCUCCGUCAAGGCCGAGGAUGGCUCUGAGUGGUUAUUUACAAGUAAAAGAACCGACGAAGCUCAUCCAUUCACAAUGCAUGUUAACUUUGAUAAGUUUUCUGAAGGCAUUCUAGUUGGUGACGAGCUUGUAAUUGAUGGUGGAAUGGCAACAUUUGAAGUUACUGAGAAGGUCGGAAAUGACUUGCGCUGUAAAUGCACUGACCCAGGUUUGCUUCUUCCCCGAGCCAAAUUGUCAUUCUGGAGGAAUGGAAAAUUAGUUGAAAGGAACUUUGGGCUUCCUACACUGUCAGCAAAGGACUGGGCUGACAUUGAAUUUGGGAUAUCUGAAGGAGUUGAUUGCAUUGCCCUUUCAUUUGUAAAAGAUGCUAAUGACAUCAAGUACCUCAAGACUUACCUCUCCAGAAAAUCAUUAGAACACAUCAAAAUAUUCGCAAAGGUUGAGAGUCUAGAAUCUCUCAAGAACUUGAAAGACAUCAUAGAGGCAUCUGAUGGAGUUAUGGUAGCUCGUGGUGAUCUUGGAGUUCAGAUUCCUCUAGAACAAAUCCCAGCCAUCCAAGAAGCGAUUGUUGAACUUUGUCGACAGUUGAACAAACCAGUGAUAGUUGCUUCUCAGCUUCUCGAAUCAAUGGUCGAAUAUCCAACACCAACUCGUGCAGAGGUGGCAGAUGUUUCUGAAGCAGUGCGGCAAUAUGCCGAUGCUGUAAUGUUAUCGGCGGAGUCAGCUAUAGGUGCAUAUCCCCAGAAAGCUCUAGCCGUCCUCCGUGCCGCAAGUGAGAGGAUGGAAUCAUGGAGCCGCGAAGAAAGCAUGCAGAAACUUCUUCCGCAACAUCAACUUGCGAUAGCUUUGCCUGAUAGGAUCUCAGAGCAAAUUUGCACCAGUGCUGCCGAAAUGGCAAACAACCUUGCGGUGGAUGCCAUCUUUGUUUACACGAACUAUGGCCACAUGGCAUCGCUUUUAUCGCGAAAUCGCCCCAACCCUCCCAUUUUUGCUUUCACUGAUAAUGCCAACUCAAGAAAGAGCAUGAACCUCUACUGGGGAGUAAUUCCACUCCAGCUACCACUGUCAGAUAGCAUGGAGGAUAACUUCAAGCGAACCAUCAAGCUUAUGAAGUCGAAGGGUUCAGUGAAAUCUGGAGACACAGUCUUGGUCGUCGCCGACUCCGAUCUGAAUCGACCCUGUGCUGCUACCUCAGUUUUCCAAUCCAUUCAAGUUCGAAUAGUGGACUAGGUUAGGCAUUGGUGAGCCACUACCCACUAGCUAGCAGCUGCAGAUCUGGAUGGCUGUUUUCAAACUGUACGUUGAUUAUGGAAAAUAUACUCGUGCGGAUUUCUUUUUGUAUUUGUUUUAGGUACAUAUAUUCAAUUCGAAUAAGGUUACCAUUUUGAUCGUGA
Oryza brachyantha (malo sina) is the source of this 1861-nucleotide messenger RNA. RefSeq names its product pyruvate kinase isozyme A, chloroplastic-like. Gene Ontology annotation, biological process: glycolytic process. Gene Ontology annotation, molecular function: potassium ion binding; pyruvate kinase activity; magnesium ion binding. The transcript is spliced from 7 exons. Gene Ontology annotation, cellular component: cytoplasm. Lineage: Eukaryota; Viridiplantae; Streptophyta; Magnoliopsida; Poales; Poaceae. The coding region runs from base 66 to 1697 and encodes 543 amino acids. The record is from RefSeq and is a predicted model, not a curated record.